Messenger RNA from Hordeum vulgare subsp. vulgare (domesticated barley), 889 nucleotides. RefSeq lists its product as uncharacterized. The record is from RefSeq and is a predicted model, not a curated record. NCBI's taxonomy places the organism in Eukaryota, Viridiplantae, Streptophyta, Magnoliopsida, Poales, Poaceae. Bases 73 to 606 code for a protein of 177 amino acids. The transcript is spliced from 2 exons.
CCAUUUACUCCAAAAGCCUGCAGCAAGCAGACAAACAGAGAGAGAGAGACACAGAGAGAGAGAGAGAGAGAGAUGGGUUCCAUGCCGCUCAUCCGUUCCAUGGCCUGCAUCCUCAUCCUCCUGUGCUCGUCGCUCGGGGCAGCGAAUGGGAUGCAUCGUAGAGCCGCCGGCGACGAGGGGGAGGCAGCGGGCAGCAGGGUCGCCGACGGCGCCCGCGGCGGCGCCAGGAGCGCGUGGCCCGGGUACCUCUACACCAGAGCGGUCGGGCGAUGCACUCCCCAGUUCUGGAGCAGCGGGGCGGAGCAAUGGCCGAACAUCGUCCCCCAGGAAGCGGCGGUGUCCAAGGUGUUCGGGUCCAGGUCCAUGGACAAGUACGGGCCGCGGCUGACCCUGCUGGAGGCCACGAUGAGGACCGACGACGUGGGCAGCCCCUUCGUGAAGCUGGUGAAGCACGGCAGCGCGGCGCUCAUCAACGCCUACACGAGGACGGGCUUCCCCUUCGACUCCUGGGAGGUGAAGGCGCUGCUGCUGGAGGCGCUCGUCUCCGAGGACGCCGCCGCCGCCCAGGCCGAGCGUUUCCAGCAGGCCAACGAGUCAUGUGUCUGAAAUUCUGAAUCCUAUCCUAUCCUAUCCUGGAAGGUGAUGAAUGCAGAAUGGUAGCGCAGUGGCAUCGCGUUCGUGGUAGGUCACCGCUUCUGUGACUUGGGUGGGAGAUCUCAAGCAGUGUUCUUAGACGAUGGAUGUUUGAAAUGGUGAAGUGUGGUUACUUGCACUCUGUGCGUUGUGCGUGGCUUGUAGUAUCUGUGUGAGGUGUAGUGUUUUUAUGUCGCCGUCGCCGUGUCAUGUUUCUAUGCUUACUUGUGAAUUUCUACGGGGAUUCUGUUUCGUU